UUGUUCUUUCAUCCAGCUGUUAUUCAAAGACACCACACUACGAAUCAUCGCCAUGGCCUCAUCCUCCACCACCCUUCCCAACGCUCCUGGUACCCCCGAUGCCAUCCGCAGAGCUCGGAUACUCUCCUCCAAGCUCUACUUCGAUGUGCCUCCCUCCAAGGUUUCGUUGAUCUAUUCGCCCUCUUAUGACAUCGCGUUCCUUGGAAUCGAGAAAUUGCACCCUUUUGAUUCAUCUAAAUGGGGGCGAAUAUGCCAGUUUCUGAUUUCAGAAGGAGUUUUGGAGAAGUCUCAAAUUGUAGAGCCAUUAGAAGCUUUACAAGACGACCUACUGGUGGUGCACCCUGAAUCAUACUUGAGCAGUCUUAAAAGCAGUUUGAAGGUCUCCCUUAUCAUUGAGGUACCACCUGUUGCGGCCCUUCCCAACUGCCUUCUACAGAGAAAGGUGCUUUACCCAUUUCGCAAACAGGUGGGAGGUUCUAUAUUGGCAGCAAAACUUGCAAAAGAGCGAGGUUGGGCAAUAAAUGUUGGCGGAGGAUUCCACCAUUGUUCUGCAAAUGAGGGUGGUGGGUUUUGUGUUUAUGCUGAUAUUUCUUUAUGCAUUCAAUAUGCAUAUGUCCGGUUAAACAUUUCAAGGGCAAUGAUUAUUGAUCUUGAUGCUCACCAAGGGAAUGGCCAUGAAAGAGACUUCUCUGAUGACAGGAGAAUCUAUAUCAUGGACAUGUACAACUCUGGAAUCUAUCCUCUUGACUUUGAGGCAAGCAGAUAUAUCGACCAGAAGGUAGAAUUAGUGAGUGGAACAAAAACAAAGGACUACUUGGAUCAGUUAGACAAGUCACUUGAGGUUGCAAGAAACAGUUUUGAUCCUGAAUUGAUUGUGUAUAAUGCUGGCACCGAUAUACUUGACGGAGAUCCUUUGGGAAGGUUAAAGAUCAGUCCUGAAGGAGUAACUGCAAGAGAUGAAAAAGUGUUCAGAUUUGCCAAAGAACAGAAUAUACCAAUUAUCAUGCUUACAUCUGGUGGCUAUAUGAAGUCAAGUGCUCGAGUCAUAGCGGAUUCAAUAACAAACCUGGCAAAGAAAAACUUGAUUGAAAUACCAAGCAAAUUGAGCAGAAAAUAAAAUCUAUUUGGUAUGCUUGUUCAUAUUGUACAUUUUUUAAUACAGGGAAUGUAAUUGAGCAUGUUUUAGAAUGUUUUACUAUGUUUGUACAUAUAUUCUACAUAUUUGUACGUUUUUUAAUACAGGGAAUGUUAUUGA
Messenger RNA from Dioscorea cayenensis subsp. rotundata (Guinea yam), 1255 nucleotides. RefSeq names its product histone deacetylase 2. Gene Ontology annotation, molecular function: histone deacetylase activity. The record is from RefSeq and is a predicted model, not a curated record. Lineage: Eukaryota; Viridiplantae; Streptophyta; Magnoliopsida; Dioscoreales; Dioscoreaceae.